Messenger RNA from Austrofundulus limnaeus, 1512 nucleotides. RefSeq names its product electron transfer flavoprotein subunit beta (gene etfb). The record is from RefSeq and is a predicted model, not a curated record. Gene Ontology annotation, cellular component: mitochondrion. Gene Ontology annotation, molecular function: electron transfer activity. Gene Ontology annotation, biological process: amino acid catabolic process; fatty acid beta-oxidation using acyl-CoA dehydrogenase. The transcript has 7 exons. Bases 77 to 841 code for a protein of 254 amino acids. Lineage: Eukaryota; Metazoa; Chordata; Actinopteri; Cyprinodontiformes; Rivulidae.
CUUUGGGUGAAGGUUCAUUGCGGUGAUAGUACAGCGUAGCAUUAGCAGUCUGUGACAAUUAAUCGUUUUAGCUACAAUGUCUGGCCGUGUUCUUGUUGGAGUUAAACGUGUCAUUGACUAUGCAGUCAAGAUCCGUGUAAAGCCAGAUCACACUGGUGUGGUCACAGAUGGCGUAAAACACUCGAUGAACCCCUUCUGUGAGAUCGCUGUGGAGGAGGCGGUCAAACUGAAGGAGAAAAAGCUCAUUAAAGAAGUUGUGGCUGUCAGCUGUGGGCCACAGCAGUCACAGGAAACCAUUCGUACUGCCCUUGCCAUGGGAGCUGACCGUGGCAUUCAUGUGGAAGUCAGUGGGAAAGACUACGAAUCCCUCGGACCCCUGCAAGUCUCCAAAAUCCUGGCUGCUUUGGCCAAAAGCGAAGAGGCUCAACUCGUCAUCCUCGGCAAACAGGCCAUCGAUGAUGACUGUAACCAGACUGGCCAGAUGACAGCGGCCUUACUGGACUGGCCUCAGGGUACCUUUGCAUCAGAGGUUUCGUUGGAAGAAGGGAAGGUUAAGGUGGUCCGAGAGAUUGAUGGUGGYCUAGAGACUAUUAGGAUCAACACACCAGCAGUGCUGACUGCAGACCUCAGACUCAACACCCCRAGAUAUGCUACCCUGCCUAACAUUAUGAAAGCUAAAAAGAAGAAGAUUACAAACGUGAAGCCUGCAGAUUUGGGGGUGGACCUCACGUCCCGGUUGGAGGUGCUGAGCGUUGACGAGCCCCCGCAGAGACAAGCAGGGAUAAAGGUGGAGACGGUGGAAGACCUGGUGAGCAAGCUGAAGGAGGUCGGAAAAGUUUAGAGGAGCAAAAGCAAAGGAGCGCACAAGCCAACAGUGAYGACUCUGUGAUGAAUAACUGGACUGUAAGGCAUUAGCACACCCACAGGAUGGGUUUAUGAGUCAGUUUUUCCCCUUGUUUAAACUGCAGCUCCUGAUGAUGAGCAGGGAGGUACUAACAGAAGAGGAACAUUACUGAGAAACAUUGUCUUGUGUCCAGACAACUCCAGAAAAAAUAUUGUCUAUGAUGUAAAUUUUAACUUUAAUAGGUGGUCCAACUGUAUCUUUUAAUCUUAAGGUAACGGAUUUCAUGCAGUAAAUUAAAGUUAGAAACUUUAUGAAGUUCAGGUUUUUGAUUGUAUAAACUGUACACUAAUUCCACCUGUACAAUAAAUCUGCCAGCUGCAGCUUUUUAAUCUUGUAAUGCCACACAUCUUCAGAGAUGUGAGUGAUUUGUGUAGAUAUGGACCCAGACACGUAGGGAUGAUUAUGUCCUUCGAGAUUAACAUCACCACUGCUGUUAAAACUGUACAGUUAAUGUAUCUGUGACUUUGUUUAGAGUUGAUCAGACAGUGUGUCUCAGUAUGACUGCGGGGAGAUCAUCAUAAAUCUGAAUUUUACCACAAACGCCUCAUUUCUCUGUUGAUUGUACAGAAUAUCACCAUAAAAUAAAGCCAGUCUUUUUCACACACAGA